This is a messenger RNA of Bactrocera latifrons, 1371 nucleotides long. Its product is annotated as formin-like protein 3. The coding region runs from base 90 to 1130 and encodes 346 amino acids. Lineage: Eukaryota; Metazoa; Arthropoda; Insecta; Diptera; Tephritidae. The transcript has 2 exons. The record is from RefSeq and is a predicted model, not a curated record.
AGCAGCGGCCCCAAUCGCUAUUUAUAAGAGCAAUCAUUGUCGGUUAGGUUAGUAACUCUUAGCUUAACCACCAGCAGGUGUUAGGUGUCAUGAAGUUUGUCGGGUUGUUUGUAAUAAGCGUCUGCUUGGCAGAAUGUGCGUUAUUGAAUGUACAGGAAUUAAGUGGUGAAAAUUUGAAUUAUGGAGCUUUACCAACAUACUCGGCCUUGAAGGAAUAUGCUUCUAAAUUGAACGGAAACUCGUUACUACAAGCACAGUAUGGAAAUAGCUUCUUUCCAUAUCUAACUGCAGACCAAAAUGCAAUUUCAUCACCAUAUUUAGAUUUUAUACGCCCGCAGUUUUCUGUUCCUUCCAACAGUGAAGUGUGGAAACCUGCUUUAUCUAAUGAGAAUAUUAUAAGCAAUUCCAACCUACACGCUGAAAAUACACAAAAUUCGUUUUCGGAAUCUUUGAAUCUACAACCACAACCAGCAAAUCCGAUUUCGGUUAUUAAUGUACCCCAAUCACCGCUGGAAAAGCCUACUGCAAUGUUAAAUAAUCCUCAAUCGCAACCACAAAAUCCGUCUAAUGUAAAUGUUCUUGCAAUACCACAAACUCCAACAGUGAACAUCCAGUAUCCCCCGUCAUCUCAAUUAUCUUCCAACAUACAAGCUUCUCCGACGCAACCACAGAACCUUACUGCAAACGUCCAGCAACCACCGGCUCAGGAAAUUUCUUCCAGCAAUAAAUUUCCGCAGUCGGGACCACAAACUCCAACAACGAACGUUCAAUAUCCACCGGCCACGGAAUUAUCUUCCACCAUAAAACUCCCGCAACCGCCACCACAAACCCCAACAACGAACGUUCAGAAUCCACCGUCCCCGGAAUUAUCUUCAACAAUAAAACUUCCGCAACCGCCACCACAAACUCCAACAGCGAAUGGUCAGUAUCCACCGUCCUCGGAAUUAUCUUCAACAAUAAAACUUCCUAAACCACCGCCACAAACUUCAACAACGAACGUUCAAUUAUCUUCCAACAUACAAUUGCCUCAGCCGCCAAAAGCUCAGAGUAACGCUAUCAAUCGUCCGGCGCCUUUAAGUAGCAUUGGACAAAACCGUCCAAGGCCACCAGUUUCCGGAAUUCAAGGGUAGGGAUUUCAGUUCUUAUUUUACUGAAGUGUGUCGCUCUCCAGAUUAAUCGUUUAAGAAAAAAAAAAAUAUUUAAUUAUUGUUUGUUUAUCUUCUCUCUCAAAGAAAUUAAUAUGUUGAAGUAUUUCUCCUGAAGUUUUCAUGAUCAUCUUGUUUAUUGACAAAAUUAUCUGUUAUUGCUUAAUUAAUUUAAUUCGAAACGCCAAUAUUCAAUUUUAGAAAUAUAAUAUUAUUUGAAACUUGA